Messenger RNA from Scleropages formosus (Asian bonytongue), 918 nucleotides. RefSeq names its product E3 ubiquitin-protein ligase RBX1-like. The transcript is spliced from 5 exons. The coding region runs from base 41 to 367 and encodes 108 amino acids. Gene Ontology annotation, molecular function: zinc ion binding. The record is from RefSeq and is a predicted model, not a curated record. NCBI's taxonomy places the organism in Eukaryota, Metazoa, Chordata, Actinopteri, Osteoglossiformes, Osteoglossidae.
UGCACACUAGGCGACCCGCAACGCAAACCGGCGGUCGGCAAUGGCCGCGGCGAUGGAUGUGGACUCCCCGAGCGGAGCCAACAGUGGCUCAAGCAAAAAGCGCUUUGAAGUUAAGAAGUGGAACGCCGUGGCGCUCUGGGCCUGGGACAUCGUCGUUGACAACUGUGCCAUUUGCCGGAACCACAUCAUGGACCUCUGCAUUGAGUGUCAAGCCAAUCAAGCCUCAGCCACAAGUGAGGAAUGCACCGUAGCGUGGGGAGUGUGCAAUCAUGCUUUUCAUUUCCACUGCAUCUCUCGCUGGCUGAAAACCAGGCAAGUGUGUCCACUGGACAACAGAGAAUGGGAGUUUCAGAAGUAUGGGCACUAGAUGUGGAAGACUGGACUCUGUUCUUCCCCUGGAGUUCAAUAACUUGGGAACCUUCCUGUAUCUUAUUUAUUUACACACAGAUGGUCUUCAUUUUUAGAGCAACUGUGCUCAUAUGGGGGUGGGUACUACUUUCAUUCUAUGGUUUAUUUCAAAAAUGUAAUAUUUGUAGUCAUUGCAAAAUAUGAAUAAGUGUUACUUUGUGCCCAUAAUUUACAAGACAAUUUUGAAUGAAAUUAGAGAAAGGUCUUAUACAGAGAUUAGGUGCAGGUUCUCUAAGGAAACCUUUUUUUUAUAAUUGAAGCAACAUCAGAUCAAAGUAGAAAAUUGGAAUAAAUUAUGGCACGUUAUUUAAACUGAUACUGAACUACAAUGUAGACUUUAAAGGUUGUUUUUUCAGCUGUGUAAAUCAAUAUAAGUGGCUUAACAUUCUAAGUUGCUUUAGGGGGAAAAUCAGCUUAAUGAAUAAAUGUGAUUUCUGAAAGUUGUAGUAAAACUGGUUUUCUGAACCCACCCGUCCAAACAUUAACUAUAAUGACCCAGAGAGAGUGUGU